Messenger RNA from Magnolia sinica, 2395 nucleotides. RefSeq names its product protein SEEDLING PLASTID DEVELOPMENT 1. The record is from RefSeq and is a predicted model, not a curated record. The transcript is spliced from 9 exons. Gene Ontology annotation, molecular function: nucleic acid binding; ATP hydrolysis activity; ATP binding. Lineage: Eukaryota; Viridiplantae; Streptophyta; Magnoliopsida; Magnoliales; Magnoliaceae. The coding region runs from base 175 to 2199 and encodes 674 amino acids.
ACGUGUGCGCGUCUUCAAUCUCUCGCGCGAACUGGCUGAGCCUACGCAUCUCUUCUUUUGGAGGUUCUCAAAAUGGUCCGAUCCACUGAUUGGGCAGCCGCUCGUGUUUCCUACCAAAUCGUGAAAGUGUAAUGAAUUAGAUUGGAGUCCGGUUGCUAACUUCGCUUCGCAUCCAUGCGCAUGUUAGCACUCCCGCGGGAAGGCCUGAUAGCUCCCAUGCUUCAGCUCCCUCUCCCGCCUCCAACCCCCACAAAACAGACCUUCCGUACAUCCCAACAGAAAUCCGCUUCCCUCCGUUCCCAACCUUUCUCGGUCUGCUACAAAUGCAAAUUCAUCUCAAGCCCUAUUUCCUCCUUUCCAAAAUCUCCAACAAAGCGUUUGAAUUCUUGCUCCAAUUCAUCUGCUCCCACAACGGAUGAUGAUUUCGAUGUCGAAUUGGGUCGCCUGUUGGCGCUUUUACCCGAUGAGAUGCGGCGAAAGGUGAGUGAGCAUCCGGACCGCCACCACCUUAUCGAGAUCGUGAUGGAUUUGGGUAGGACGCCUUUGGCCCGUUUCCCCUCCGGCGACUUUGUUCUAUCUGAUCAACCAAUCACGUUCGCCGAUCUGGAACACGCUACAUCACAGGUUGGUGACUUUGCUACUGACAAUCGUGCAGGCAUCAGUCGAACAUUGCACCGCAUCAGUGCUAUCAGAAACCGUAAGGGUGUAAUAAUAGGUUUAACUUGUCGUGUUGGCCGUGCAAUAUCUGGAAGUGCUAAUUUGUUGCGGGAUUUGGUUAAGGAUGGGGAUUCUCUAUUGCUCAUUGGGCCUCCAGGAGUUGGAAAGACUACAAUUAUUAGGGAAAUAGCUCGGAUGCUUGCAGAUGAUCAUAGUAAGCGAGUGAUGAUUGUUGACACCUCAAAUGAGAUAGGUGGUGAUGGUGACAUUCCUCAUGAAGGGAUUGGUGCUGCUCGUAGAAUGCAAGUUCCCAAUUCUGAUAUGCAGCAUAAGGUCCUGAUUGAAGCAGUGGAGAAUCAUAUGCCCCAAGUAAUUGUAAUUGAUGAAAUCAGCACCAAACUUGAAGCAGUGGCUGCAAGUACGAUUGCCCAACGUGGAAUCCAGCUUGUUUCCACCGCUCAUGGAGUAACAAUUGAGAACCUGAUAAUGAAUCCUUCUUUAGAGAUGCUUGUUGGAGGGAUACAGAGCGUUACCUUAGGUGAUGAAGAAGCUAGUAGGAGGGGUGUCCAGAAGACUGUGCUGGAGCGUAGAGGACCUUCGACAUUUACCUGUGGUGUGGAGAUUAUUUCUAAGACUGAGCUACGAGUUCAUCGUAGUUUAGAGGCAACAGUCGAUGCUCUCCUUUCAGGUCGAUCCCCAAAUUUUGAAGUUUGCAAGAUAAACAGUCAGGGGUUCGCACAUGAAAUGGUUGCUGUUCCAAUAGAACCUUUCAGUGACAUUUCCUCUCAUGAGCAAGAUGAAAUCGUGGAUGGAGAUCUUCUAGAGAUAAAUGAUGAAAGAAUUAGCUAUAAUGAAUUCACUUCUGAGUUUGCUGCAAAAAUGGAAGAGAUUCCUUCCAGAGAUGAGGUGCAGCUCCAUCUCUAUGUUUAUGGGAUCCUGGAGGCAAGUGUGGUUCAAGCAAUUAAAGGGCUGAGAAUGGAUGAUGUGGUUGAAUUGACUGAUAAUAUCAGUAAGGCAGAUGCAUUUCUUGCCUUAUUCUCCAAGCUCAAGAAGAAUCCACGAAUUCAAGCAGUUGCCAAAUCUCAUGACAUACCCAUUUAUGUGACAAAGACAAGCUCUUUGCUGCAGAUCACAAAGGCCAUUCGUGCCUUUGUCAGUAAACAUGCUGAUGGGUUCAAGGAUUUAGAAGCUGAAGACAAGAUGAGUUCAUCAGAGAAAAUUGAUGCAUUAGAGGAGGCUAGACUAGCGAUUGAACAGAUUGUAAUUCCUAAAGGGGAGCCUGUGGAGCUACUCCCACGGUCGCCUGCCAUCAGGUCUCUUCAGAUGGACCUUGCUAAAAAAUAUCAGCUUCAGUCGGAGAAAGUUGGGGAGGAACCUGAUGCACGAGUUUGCAUCCUUCCACUCCAUGCUGCCAGGACAGAAGGGAAUGAAUUUGAUGAUGGACUGGUUGAUUCAGUUGGUAAUUUUAACAAUUCGAGCAGUCCUAGUGAUAUCAAUGGUUCAUGUAAUAGCAUGACUAAAUUACCUUUCCUCCCUGAUUAGUAAGGAUGUUUUGGAGUGUACUACUGCGAUCUGUAGCUGUAAUUUUUGGCGCAAGCUUGCUUGCCUUUGAUUUUGAGGUAUCUUAUGAUGUUUAUCCAACUUUAUGCUUUGAUUGUUGUUGACUGGAUUUGAAGUACAUUACCCAGAAUGUGGUUCUUCAUAUUUUCAGUUUAGUGAUAAUGUUUAUAUUUUAUCA